This is a messenger RNA of Argiope bruennichi, 723 nucleotides long. Its product is annotated as ninjurin-1-like. Gene Ontology annotation, cellular component: membrane. NCBI's taxonomy places the organism in Eukaryota, Metazoa, Arthropoda, Arachnida, Araneae, Araneidae. The transcript has 2 exons. The record is from RefSeq and is a predicted model, not a curated record. Bases 130 to 600 code for a protein of 156 amino acids. Gene Ontology annotation, biological process: tissue regeneration; cell adhesion.
UUAUUUGGCGAGAUUUUGGCAGAAUACGGGAAGAGCGUCCGAAUUUUAUAUUGCACGCAAAGAGCAUCCAUAAAAAACAACGCACAGAGGAUAUUGUUCAGUGAGUUUGUUUAAGAGAAAUCAUCAUUAAUGGAACUAAGAAAAAGAGAUCCCGAAAUGCAGUGUCAACGCGGUAAUGUUGUUUGCCAUGCUUUGAAUUUUAUUAAAAAAAUGAAAUUCUGCACUUAUUGUCGGCGGAAAUCGUAUGCACAAAUGUCCAUGGAUGUAGCCCUGGUGAUAACAAAUGCUGCCCAUUUGGUUAGGAUUUUAAGAGGCCAUCCUGAUGAAGAAAUGAGACUUGCGAAAAUCGUACUUGUAUCUGUAUCGAUAGCUUUAGAGGUACUUAUAGGAAUUCUGCUAGUUUUGAAAGAACGAUACGACAUCGAUGACGAAAAGUGCCACAAAAUAAUGGACGUGAUGAACGACAUUGUGAUAUUUUUGAUAUUUACAUCCGUUUUAGUACACGUGUUUGUAUCUGUGUUUGUGGAAGAUCACAUGUCGCCUCAUCAGUUUGCUCUUCACUAUAAACAUUUUUCAAACUGUUCGGCGUCAUCGCCCUGAAACUCAGGAUGCCCUUUCCUGAAACGAAAAAUAUCUUUUUCUGAUGGGAUUGUAUUUUAUAUAUAUUUACUUACACAAACUAUAACUAUUGUAUAUAAAUGUUUAUGUCUUUUUGUCUAUGAA